Messenger RNA from Annulohypoxylon truncatum, 333 nucleotides. RefSeq names its product mitochondrial ribosomal subunit S27-domain-containing protein. Gene Ontology annotation, cellular component: mitochondrion. The record is from RefSeq and is a predicted model, not a curated record. Lineage: Eukaryota; Fungi; Ascomycota; Sordariomycetes; Xylariales; Hypoxylaceae. The coding region runs from base 1 to 333 and encodes 110 amino acids. The transcript has 4 exons.
AUGACAGCAGUCCCUCGGGCGAGGCUGCUGAACCUCAUGAAGGCUCAAUGCGAAAUCUUUUCGACGGCCUACAAUCCUGAUCGUGUACGGAUGGGUAAUAAAAUCCUUCGCCAAAGAUUAAGAGGUCCAACACUUGCGAAGUACUAUCCUCCAAGAGGGCCUACAAUCAACACGUUAGAGAAAGCAUUCAGAGGCUUAGAGUUAGAGACUAUCAAUGAGCAAGAAGAGGAUAGAUUGGAGCACUUAGCAGGAGUGAAAUCGCGUGGUAAAGGCGCACCGAAGAAGCAGAGGGGUCCACCUACUGGAUCACGUUUUGACAAAAAGAAGAAAUGA